This is a messenger RNA of Cicer arietinum (chickpea), 738 nucleotides long. NCBI's taxonomy places the organism in Eukaryota, Viridiplantae, Streptophyta, Magnoliopsida, Fabales, Fabaceae. The record is from RefSeq and is a predicted model, not a curated record.
AUGGAGUCAAUCACUGGAGGGAGCAUGGUCCCUUUAAACCAACCGACAAUGGUUUGGUUAAGAAUGCCUACAGUUGGAACAAAGAUAGGAAACCCCCUUCUAGAGUUUAACACAGAUUACAACUCUAGAUGGCAAUUUUUGUGGUCUCAUGGGUUGAAAUCAUAUUCAACCUAUGAGUUACUCACAAAAGUUUGCAACUGUUCCCAAAUUAAGAGAGGAUAUCGAAGGGGAACACCUAGUUCCACCUGUGUAGAAGUUAACAAGAGAUUGAAUAUGGAGGUUGGUAGCUACAUCGAUCAGUUUGAUAUUAGUCACGAUGCGUGCCUACCACCAUUACAACAUACAUGGACUCCACUUCAAGAAGAAAACAAGAGAGCUUUUUGUCUUGAAGACAAAAUAUUUGCGUACUUGAAUAAAAAAGAAGUACAAAAAGCUCUUCAUACUAGGCAAAACUAUUUCUUGUACAAUGGAGAUCAAGAUUUUGUCAUACCAUUCAUUGGCACACAAUCCUUAUUGGAUGAAUUAGCCAAGGAAUUCAGGUUCAACGUAUCAGAGCCCUUUAAACCAUGGUAUAAUGGAAUAAAGGUUGCAGGAUUUACACAUGUUUAUGGUGGCAGUUUAUCAUUUGCCACCAUAAGAGGAGCUGGUCAGUACGCAGCAGCUUCGCAACCAGAGCAAACACUUGUGUUAUUUAAAGCGUUUUUAGAAGAAAGGCCACUUCCAAAAAUUCAAAUGUAA